Messenger RNA from Sordaria macrospora k-hell, 1011 nucleotides. RefSeq lists its product as uncharacterized. Gene Ontology annotation, molecular function: ATP binding; ATP-dependent protein folding chaperone. The record is from RefSeq and is a predicted model, not a curated record. Lineage: Eukaryota; Fungi; Ascomycota; Sordariomycetes; Sordariales; Sordariaceae.
AUGGAUCAAAUCGAGAUCAUAACCAGCUGGGACGCUGACUCAAGUGACAACACUGACGAGUGCAAGACACCGACCGCUAUCUCCUACGGUCAGGGAAAUGAGGUGACCUGGGGUUAUGCUAUUGAGCCGGAGAAGGAACAGCUCAAAUGGGUUAAGCUUCUGCUCCUCAAGGACGAGGAUAUUCCUGAAGAGAUCAGGACUUCCGACAGGAUCAAGAAGGCCCGUGAAGGCAUGGUCAAGUAUGCCCAAUUUCACAUCGUAAUUACGCUUCCGGCCAUUUGGCCGAGCUACGGACGCGAGAAAAUGAGACUUGCGGCCGAGCAUGCUGGUAUGCUGGACAAAAAGAUGGGGGUUGAGACACAGCUCACCUUCAUCUCUGAGCCCGAGGCAGCUGCCAUAGCCACCCUUGCGGACAUAGAAGGACGGUUCGAUAACGGGGAUACAUUCAUGGUGGUCGACUGCGGUGGCGGAACGGUUGAUCUCAUUUCUUACAAACUGAUUCAGGCCAAACCCAUCAUCGUCAAGGAGUGCGUGAAAGGAAGUGGUGGAUUGUGCGACGCCGUGUUCCUUGACGAAUCAUUCACGGAUGUCCUCAAGAGCAAAUUUGACAAGAAGUGGGAGAGAACGGAUGGGUCAAGUCGGCGCGACAUGCUCCACACCCAGUGGGAGACUGGGAUUAAGCGGAACUUCAAGAAGGGCUCCGGAAAAUUCUACAACAUUCGCAUCCCAUGGGAAUGCAUGUUGGUCAAAGAUCGACGUGGGAUGGAAACAUCCCCUCCCACAGUCACGAUUACCCCAGAAGACGUCAAGGGAGCGUUUGAUCCGGUCAUUGAGAAGAUCAACAAUCUUAUUGAUGGUCAAAUCAACGCCGUCAAAGAGAAGGAGGGAGUCAGCCCAAAGUACGUCAUCUUGGUCGGCGGGUUUGGCUGGUGCAACUAUUUGUUCUAUAGAGUGGAAGAGAGAUUCGGCAAGGAGGUUGAGAUCCUCCAGGCAAAGGGAGCAAAGCCGUAA